This is a messenger RNA of Capra hircus (goat), 1770 nucleotides long. RefSeq names its product vegetative cell wall protein gp1-like. The transcript is spliced from 2 exons. The record is from RefSeq and is a predicted model, not a curated record. NCBI's taxonomy places the organism in Eukaryota, Metazoa, Chordata, Mammalia, Artiodactyla, Bovidae. The coding region runs from base 596 to 1717 and encodes 373 amino acids.
GCAGGGCACCAACGGCAGGAGGGCUCCCACCGCGGCGCGUACAGGCGGGUAAGGCGGAGCCAGGCCUCUCCAGCGCCUAGUGUUUCAGCCCUAUAGCGGGCCUGGCUCCCGCUAUCGGCUCUAAGAGUGCCGAUCUCGGCCAGCUUGGGCGGGGGAGGCGCGCGCCUCUGAGUGAGGAGCGAAGGAGAGUAGAACAUCGCCCCCAGCCCCGCUCCCUCUCCUCCGCCCCGCGCUCCGGAUCAACGAGCUCACCCAACUCGGCUGCCCCCUUCAGCAGCGGCCGCCGCGGCAGGAAUAGACACGAGUUACAACGCUCGCCGGGAGUCGGAAACCUCCCGGCCCAGAUACUGGAGGCCGCCAACGUUGCGGGCGUAGCCUCGACCUCCUCGUCCUGGAACACCAGUUCAGAGUGGUUGAUCUUCCACCAGCAUUCCAGCUGCCUGUCGAACAAGUCCACAGCGGCGGACGCCAGAUAACACCCGAGGCUGCAGCGCGCCCUCCCAACUCAUCCCGGGUUUUGGCUUAAGAACUGACAACAGGUCUCAGGGUUGGCAUCUGGGGCUUUGGCACCCGCGGCCUGAACGACAGGGUCCAUAUGUCUGCCCUCUGCCCGACCACCACAGACGAGGCAGCCUUGGCCCCUAACCCGGGCCCCAGCAACCCCCGGGUAUCCGUACAAGAAUCUGUCCCGCCCUCAAGGUCUCCCCGAUUGCCCCUACAUGCCACCUUGCACUCAGCACCGGGCUCCACCCGGAUAUCAAUAGGAGAAACUCCUAGACCCACUAACACCUUCAGAGGGUCGGUGCAGGGGUCCAUCUCACCCGUGAAGCCCUCCUUUAUCAAAAUAUCGGCACCAGCACCUCCACCACCCAAUAACACUCCCCCAGUGUCACUACUUGGAUUAACCUCGCCCUCGAUAUCCGGCUCCCCCUUGGGUUCGGUGCCAGGACCACCUACACCCAGUAACUCCCCCCGACUCUCAGGACAAGAGUCCAGCCGUGUCUCCAUGCCCAACUUCCAGCAGUUAUCUGCAAAAAGAUCUGCCCCACUCUCAGCCUUGUCCCAAGAGUCGCUACAAGGGUCUGCCCCGCCCUCGGUGGUCAGGUUUCCUGAGAGUUUGGCGCGAGGAUCUAUAGCGAUUUCGGACUCCUCCCGAGUGUCGAUUCGAGGGUCCCCUCCGCCCUCAGAUCUUAGCACCCCUCGGAGUUCGAUACCAGAACCUCUUACUCCCGUGAACUCUCAAGUGUCCACACAAGAGUCCACUCAGCUCUCAGAGCAAAGUUACCCCGAAAGAUUAGUAGAAGGAUCGGCUCAACCCCCGAAUUCCCCCGGGGUACCAGUACCAGGGGUCGCUCCGCCCUCGGCUCCCGGCUCCGCCCAGGAAUCGGUGGAGGAAUCGGCUCCGCCCUCGGGCUCCCCCCGAGACUCGGUAGAAAAGUCCGCUCCGCCCUCGGCCAGACCCAUUCUUGUACCCACGCCCCGGGAGAGCCGCAACCAGAGCAUGGAGAGUCUGCAGAAGACGAGUGACGCGGGCCAGAUGUUCGACGUAGUCGUGAUAGGAGGCGGCAUCUCAGGAUUAUCUGCUGCCAAACUCUUAGCCGAACAUGAAGUUAAUGUUUUGGUUUUAGAAGCCCGGGAGAGAGUUGGAGGAAGAACAUACACAGUGAGGGUAAAUGAUUUUGAUACCUACAUAAAUACAAAAUCUCACACAAACUAGAAGUGGGGUCAUUGGAAGUCCCAGAGCUGGGGGGAAUCUCAAGAGUGUAUGUA